AUGUCGUUCGAUGUUCCGACUUCCACGUCCAGCGGCAAGUACAGCAUCCCCAAGCUACUUGCCGACAAAUCGAACUGGGUGCCGUUCAAGGAGCACUUCCUUACAGCAAUCGCCGCAAAGGGGCUUUCUCGUCACAUUGACGGCCAACCACAGCCUCCCCUCCCUCCCCCGACGGAUGCGCAGUACCUGGAGCUAGUCGAGAAGGCGUAUGAGAAAUACGAGGAAUGGGACCGCAAGCAGGCGGAGGUACGCACGAUCCUCUACGGAACCCUCCCCGAAGAUCUCUUCGUUGCGGUCAAUGCCCUCCGCCCUAUCUCCCUCAUGUGGAACGCCGUCAUCAAGGCUUGUGCCGAGAAAUCCGCCAUGUACGCCAACGCUAUUCGCGCGCGCAUGCUCCGAAUGCGCUGUGUGGAUGGUGGAGAUGUGCGCGAGCACCUUACAAGCCUCGCGCGCGAACGCCUCAACCUUGCAGCAGUCGGGACCAUCAUCCCCGACACAGACUACAUCGCGAUGGAGCGCGCAAUGGACCCCGACGACGUCGCUGUCCCCUCUUUCCAUUCCCCCCGCUUCGUCGACGUCUACGACAGUGGGGCCACGCGCCACAUCUCCCCGAACCGCGAACACUUUACGGAGUACAAGCCCCUCGACCGAGCUCACAGCGUCACCACCGCAAACGGCGCCGAAGCGCGUGCAGUAGGCGAAGGCACAAUGCGUGUC
Messenger RNA from Epithele typhae, 717 nucleotides. RefSeq lists its product as uncharacterized. NCBI's taxonomy places the organism in Eukaryota, Fungi, Basidiomycota, Agaricomycetes, Polyporales, Epitheliaceae. The record is from RefSeq and is a predicted model, not a curated record. The annotation marks the transcript as partial. The transcript has 3 exons.